Aspergillus campestris IBT 28561 is the source of this 666-nucleotide messenger RNA. RefSeq lists its product as uncharacterized. The transcript has a single exon. NCBI's taxonomy places the organism in Eukaryota, Fungi, Ascomycota, Eurotiomycetes, Eurotiales, Aspergillaceae. Bases 1 to 666 code for a protein of 221 amino acids. The record is from RefSeq and is a predicted model, not a curated record.
AUGACAACCAACCGCCCAUUCCUCGCCAACUUCCUAGCGGCCUUUCGCGCCCAGUCAACCUACAAGACCUCAACAGCAGCCACACAAUCAAGCGCAGGCCCCUCAUCCCAGAUCUCUCAAAGCGCCAGAGCGAUAGCCACAAAGGCCGCUUCUGGCGCUGCGACCACCACCCCGGACUCGUCGUCCUCCUCCUCAGCCACCACCACCACCACCACAAACGCAGCCACCGCAACCACCACCACCACCACAAAUACAACUACACAUCACUACCACCACCACCCUCACCAUCAUCCCCACCACCAUCACCACCACCAUCAUCCCACAGCAGCAGCAACAGCAGGAGCAACACCCCCUCCAGACCCCACUCCCACACCCGCACCCCACUCGACUCACCCAUCCCAACAACAGCCUCCCCACCCCCUACCCCAGCCAUCCCAUCCUCCUCAUCAACCCCCAUCCCCAUCGCCAACACAAACGCACACGACCGCCGCCGUCGCGGCAGCGACAGCUCCAGCGGCUCCGGCGGCGGCGGCGGCGGCUUCCGCGACGCUCUCGGCCCUGAGAAGUGGUAUAUUGGGGGUCGCACGCCUGGCGGGGAAGAGAGGUUUUAUCGGCUCGGGAUGGUUACGAAGGGUGGGGGGAGGCUUGGGGGGAGUGGGCGGGUAG